This is a messenger RNA of Anopheles gambiae (African malaria mosquito), 17378 nucleotides long. RefSeq names its product myosin-6-like. The record is from RefSeq and is a predicted model, not a curated record. The transcript is spliced from 3 exons. Gene Ontology annotation, molecular function: aspartic-type endopeptidase activity; nucleic acid binding; zinc ion binding. NCBI's taxonomy places the organism in Eukaryota, Metazoa, Arthropoda, Insecta, Diptera, Culicidae. Gene Ontology annotation, biological process: proteolysis; DNA integration. Bases 9927 to 13613 code for a protein of 1228 amino acids.
UGAACAGGAGCUGCGCGUGUUGAAUGACGUCCUCACCGGGGGCUGAAUAAAGCAAUAACGAAUGUAUGUAGUAUGUAUUACUAUGGAGAGUUUAGCGCAGAGGAUUAGAUCAACACUUACCUUAAUAUUUUAAAACUGGAAAACGUUUUCUUUCCGUCGCUCACAUUGAAGAUUGUUGACGACGCUAGCAGGUAGUCGUUGAUAAAUAGCGCACACAUCUGUAACUUUUUAGACGCCAAGGGUUAGUUGAAUGUACCUGCACAAGCGCACAGCAAUAAACUUACCUCAACAAUUUGCUAGGAUAAAUCAUUCCAUAACUGAGGGAGAAGGAACACGGCACAAAACGGAAAGUUCUGGACAGACUGAGGAUGCCUAACACCCGGAUGAGCGCGAUAGCAGAAAAAUCAUGGUGGACCGAGAAAGAUGGGUAGACUCGGUCCAGCGAUAUCCGCUGGUUAAUGCAUGUGUGUGUGACGAACGAAAGACUUCACCCCGCUUCCCCCGUAUUUCAUCCAUAAUUUUUCGUCACACGCACACACCUCUGUGCGGGCGGCGGUUUGCCGUCCAAAAUCUAGAGAGAGAAGACAGGGCCUCUCGCUUUGGCACACAGCAAAAUCUCUCAACAACUUCGGCUCUGCUACUUGGGUAAGUGGGUCCAUAUCUUUGAACUCAGAUUACACAGGCCGCCGUCGGUUUUUGCGUCCUUGGGAUGUGUACGACACGAUCCCAUACAAAACUUCGGCUUUUGCGGACUGGGUUGUAUCCUAAAGCACGCUUGUCGCGGCAAAGUUCACCACAUACACACACACACAUCUCCCUACACUUAUUGUUCAAAAAAGUAGUAGCUCUGAGGAUCUGAAUUUACAAACAAAUAUCAAAAUGUUAUGUUCUGCUAAUGAUAUUGCACUGAAUUCAAUUGCAAUACAUUAAGUUUUUACAUAUCUUUCGUAAAAGUUCGUCAGAGUAUGAAAAUGUCGAUACAAUUUGUCAUGAAUAACUUAAAUUUCAAGAUUUUCGCGCAUAAAAUUAUGACGCACGCUGUGUGUGCGGCGGCGUAAUUCGCUACUCGUAGAGCCGUCUCGCUUCUUCUUGUGUGUGCUUUAUCGUUGCUCACCGCAUCAAGAACAUUGCUGCUCACACACACGUCAGUCUGUGGCAAACAACUGGAGAGGAAGGAUGUGUCGGUUUGCUCCAGAAAUCGUGUGUGAUUUUGGUGUACCGAAUUUGGUUCCAUCGCUGUUUGUUUUGGUGAAACUGAAAAGGUAAGAAUCAUCAACCGAUGUAAAAGUGUGAGAGUAAGAUGAUGCUGAUGGUGAUUUAUACUUUUCUUUGUUUCUCUUCCUACUUUCAUCCACUGAUGGCGUCGAGCAUCGCCGAGGAUGUGAUCGAAUGCGGAAUAUUCUAAAGCUUCAGGAGCUUCAUUCCGGAUUUUGUUUGCAAUAAAGUAAGUUAUGAUAACACACAAAGCAUACGAAAAAAGAGUGAGUAAUCUUAUUCUUAUGCGGCCGGUCUGGUGGUAAAGUCGUCAACUCGUACGACGUAACAACAUGCCCGUCAUGGGUUCAAGUCCCGAAUAGACCGCGACCCCAUACGUUGGACUGACUAUCCUGCUAUGGUAACUGUUCUGUCCCGUGAUCUUUAGCAAGUUUGCCCUACGUUGUGAUAUUUUUUUUGAUCAAUUUGCCAUACACGGAGGAAUUUAUAUUGAUGGUACAGUUCACGUGUGUCUUUAUUCAGUAUCGAUUCGCGACUGAUCGCUGAGCGCCGCGCACCCAGCUCAAGCAGCGUGUGCAAAAACACGCACACACUUACGCCGAAAAUUCUCGUUCCUCUACACUUCUCCUCACCAGUACAUCCUACCGUAUGCGGUACCAAACAUACCGGCCCCCUUCAACAACUAAGUUUUCAAAAUUCUCGUGAACAUUCUAUCAGACAUAUCUUAGACGAAGGUCUUUUCAUUACCCCAGAGGUAGUUUUUAAGGUAACAACACGCACAAUCCCAUCCUGCCCAGGGUGUACUUCUACGAUCCGAGCCAAGGGCCAACGAGCGGGUGGGAGCUGUUCAUCCUUGAUAAUGACGAUGUCUCCGAUAGAGACUUGUUGUUCUGGUGGAUUACGUCGCUGUUGCUGAGCAAGCUCAUGAAGAUACUCUGUACACCAGCGCUGCCAGAAAUGUUGAGCGUACUUCUGCAACCGCUGAUACUGGUCGAGUCGAUUGGUCGGGAGAUCCCGUAUGUCAGUUUCUGGAGGAGGACGCAUCAUUCCCUUGAUGAGAAAAUGACUCGGUGUUAAAGCUGACAAAUCGUUAGGGUCAUUCGAAAGCGGCGUCAACGGACGAGAAUUCAUGCAGCCUUCGAUUUUGAUCAGCACUGUUGCUAGAUCCUCAUAAGAUAGUAGCGAGACACCUAACUGCCUGACCAAAAGCUUCUUGGCCACCUUCACAGCGGCUUCCCAAAGCCCACCGAAGUUUGGUGCACGAGGUGGAAUAAGGUGCCAUUCAAUUCCUUCUUCUGCUAGGUAGUUAUUGAUUUGACGGUUUUGAGCUUCGUCAUGCAGCAUCUGGUAGACUUGGUGAAGUGCGUUCUUUGCGCCGACGAAAUUUGUACCAUUAUCCGAGUAGAUAUGUGUAGGGAUUGAGAUAGGACAGGGAAAUAAUAAUAAUAAAAAAUUAAAAAAGGAAGCAGGCGAUGAACUAAUAUAUCAGUUGAAUGGGAAGGAGUAAUACAGAUAGGAACGGUUAAUAAUAAUAUUCUAAACAAAAAUUGAAUUACCCUUGCAAGAAAAUAUUUAGUCAAGCAAUUUGCUUGAAAGGGCGAAAGAGCGUCAAGCGCAAGACAGGCCGGGCGAAACUGGAAAGUAAAGGAAGUUGGGGAAGACGGACGUUAGUCUUGUGGUUGAUCAAUUGAAGUAAGGUUGUGGAGAGGUUUAAAGCGAUGAAAUAAAGAAAAAAAGUUUGAUAAAAGUAAAAAAAUAGAUAAAAGUGAAGAAAAAUGUCCAUCGAUCACGACAAUGGCGCAAGUCGGUGAGUUGUGAGUAAAGAAGCUCUCGACAAGAAUGUAGCGCGUUGAAUUCAAGUGAAGAUCGUCAUAAAAAUACGACGCACGCGACACAGAAAAUGGCGGUGCCUUGUCAAGCGGAUGAAAUAUUGUACAGUUUUCAUCCACAAUACUUUUUUAUAUAAAGAUCCCGUACGAUUUUAAUUAACACUUUAAAAUUUUUUAAUGAUCAUAAAUAAGAUAUUACGGAUUAAAAAUAUACUCGUGUGUGAGCGUCGAUAUGUACGAUAUACGACGAUAUUAUAUACAUAUAUAUGUAUGUACAAGUAUGUCUUUGCCGAAGUAAAGGCAGAAAGAAAGUGUUUCAAUAUGGCGACGUGUGGUUUCCAGUGUAGAGAAAUAAUAAGUCGCGAUUUUUCUUUUCGAAAAUUGCGCAACUGUUUUCUAUUAUUUUUUUAGAGAAGGAACUGUAAUUUCGAAGACAUACUUAUAGAAUUAUAAUAUAGUACGAAGCUCGCGCGUGUGUGUCUGUGCGUGUGCACGUGUGUAUGUAUAUGUGUGUCCCGGUAACAAAAAAAAACCACACGAUCACGUAAAUAAAAUGGAGGGUUCAAAUUUUAAAACAGAAAAAAAGUUUUACAACGAACCAUCUUCUUUAUAAUAGACGUUUUUUUUCACAUUGUUUUACUAUUAGUUAUUUACAACGGUUUUUUUUAAAACAAAAAUAUAUUAAAUUUUAAUAGCUUAAAGUAAUACAUAUGAUAACUGUGUAAUAUAUACGCGCGUACCUGUGCGCACCGGGCAUUUGUGUGCAUGUACUUACUCAUGUGCAUAUGCAAGCAAUAAUACGCUUAUCAAAAAAAAAAAAAAAAAAAAAAAAAAACAAUACCUAGACUAGCAAAUCCUGAGUGAUUUGGCAAUAUUGAAAAUUCAAGAAUACAGCCAGCUCCCUGAGAGGACGGUACUUCCCUGAGAGGAAUUUCUUGAAAAAUUAACCAUGUAUCCCUGAAAGGACACUGUUUCCCUGAGAGGAAUUUCCAGAAAAAUUAACCAUGUAUCCCUGAGAGGACACUGUUUCCCUGAGAGGAAUUUUCCGAAAAAUAUAUAUUAAAAAAAAAAAAACAAACAAAAUGCAUGACAUAGACACAUCUUGUUUCCGAGACACGUGAACCCGAGAUAAAUAGUAUAAUUUUAAAUCACUUUACAAUCAACAAAUAGUGUUUAGGAAUGUGUGUUACGGUGUAAUUGAAAUAUUUCAACUGCGUUUCACGUAAUUGCGUUUUAUCUCUUUUCGCGGAUAUGUACCCAAAAAUAAUUUAAGUUUAAAAAAAAUAAUAAUAAUAAAAAAUACUUUAUGCAUCACAAAUUACCCCCAUUUAAAUAUCAUACUUAAAUACUCGACCGUACGUCUCGGGAACGCGUAAACUCGCACCUUAUGAACAGGCUGUGUACUUCUAGUAUUAACUUCUGACGCGAACGAUACGGUCUCAGCACCUCUAUCAGCAUUCCAUAAUACUUAACAGAACUAUAUUUUGGUUUGUCUUCAUAGUUAAUUUAUUUAUGGUGGUAUUGUUUUCGCGUUUUGUUAAUAUUUUAUCAUAGCAUGACACAGGCCAACAUUGAUGCAUUAACGGAGGCUUUAUUAGCAGAAAAAAACAAGAAUGCCCUCUUGGAGAAAGAACUUAAGGAAACUCGUAAAAAGAUCCGGCAUAACACCUGGAUAGAAGAACCUUCGGAAAAUCAACCGUUUGACCCCGAACCAUACGGGUCCUCGACAAUGAUCCAAACACCAGUACAGUCUACUAACGAACUUUCGAUGCUUACGUCGAUGUCAUUCGCCUCGUUACAAGUUUCCACUUGUACUCCCAAGGAAGGAGAGGAAGUGGAUAAAAAAUCCUUCGAACGAUGGAAGGAACAGCUCGAAGCAGCAAUGAAAUUCGCAGGCAUUUUUAACGAAAACAUGAAAAUGAAUGCUUUGAAGCUGCUUUGAAAACAUGAAAAUGAAAGCAGGUUAUUCCUUAUUAGAUACUCUGGAAGCUACAUCACCGAAUGAUUCAUCGAGCGAUGCACAGUUAUUCCCGUAUACUAAUGCAAUGGAAAGGUUGCAUAAAUACUAUAGCUCACACGAUUACGUUUUCCUACAGCGACAAAAAUUACGCUCUAUGAAUCAGAAUGACGGCGAGUCCGAUUUAACAUACGUAAAGAAAAUAAUUGACCUAGCAAAGCUCUGCAAUUACAAAGAAAACCAAUUGAUAGAAACAGUAGUCGACGUGAUCCAAGCACAUGCUACUAAUCCAAGAGUCCGUAAGACAGGAAUAAAAGUUCUAAGGAAACGUGGAUCAAUAACAGAUCUUUUGGACAAAGUGCGAGAAUGCGAAAUGGAACAAAUGAACGAUAUAAAUUUCGCAAGGACCCACCAGCAAAACUCACAAGUCCAACCAUCAGCACUAGUGGCCGCCGUGUCCAACAGCUCUUACCAUAACAAUGGGCCUCGUAUGGGAGGAUUCCAUCGCGGUAACUCACUGUACCAUCAGAAAUAUUGGGGCAUGCAAAGCGGAAGAGGAACAUCUAGACUAACACCAUCGCGGUUUUCAUCAAAUAGACCUUCCGGAGGUCGUCGCGAACAAUGUGGAAGAUGCACUAGCAACUAUCAUUCUUCUGAGAACUGCCACGCCAUCAGCAAAAGAUGUCGCAACUGCCACACCGUAGGGCACAUCGAACGUGCAUGCCGUCAGGGGAUUCAGGAUAAAACCAAACGUCGCGCAGAGGAAGAAGAAGCAGGAUCACCAGCAAUUAAGACUCGGAAGAUCGCGGCAAUUAUGGACAGCAAUAACACGCCCGAAACAACCAGUGAUAAAGAGAUCGUAAGUGAUAUACAAUCAUCUGAUCUUAUCUGACCGCUCGAUCAAAUUAUAUAUUCCUAUACUGAAUUCUAUGAUUUUUCUAUUCACUCACAUUCUAAAUUUAUUCACGCUUCUACAUUGUUCACAAAAGAGAAUUCCAAGAAUUGACGCCUUAAAAUUUGUUAUGGUUUGCAACUGACGAAUUAGGUAUAAAAAAAAAAAUAAAAAUAAAAAUAAAAAUAAAUAAUAUUAAUACAGCGAUAGUACUUACAGUUUCUUGUUAAAAAUAUAUUCCACAAGCUACAACUAUAUUUAACAUGGUACACCUAACAUACCUAUUAUUAGUCCGGGACGAGAUACCGGAACGGAAUGAUAUUAAAUUAGAGUACAGAUAGUUAUUAUAUUCUAUUUGAAGGAAUAUUUUAUACAGGUACAUGCGUAUGUAUAUACAUACGGACAUAUAUACAUGGGUAUACGGCGUACACGUAUAUAUGUGCGGGUGGGCGCUUAUAUGUACACACGUAUAUACAUAAACCAGACAUACUGAAUUUUAAUGUACUUCCAGGAUAUGAUGAAAGUGGCGAGUAAAGACAGCUAUUUACAGUUAACAAAGUCCCCUGAACAGACAACCGCUAUAAAUAAUGACCAGUUGUGCUCAGUCGAGAAGGGAAUCAACAACGAAGGCUUUAUUGUCGGAUAUGUCGCAGGCGUUCCUGUGUAUUUCAUGAUUGACUCCGGAGCGGAUGUGAACACAGUAGCUGAGGAUAUUUAUGAAGAGUUAAGAGCAAGUGACCCUAGAACGAACCCGAUAUACAAUAUAAAAUAUGGAACCGAUCGGACAUUGAAAGCUUACGGGGUACAGAAGGAAAUUCCUGUGGUUGCUUCCUUCAUAGCCGAGCUCUACAUAUCUGAAGAACACCCAAGAUCUUUAAAAAAAUUCUACGUUAUUGCAAAAGCAAAGCCUUUGCUUAGUAGAAGUACAGCAAUUAUAUAUAGCGUGCUGCAAUUGGGCUUGAACGUGCCAGUAAAAUGUUGCGCAUCAGAAAUCUAUAAUCGGUUGUUACCGGGAGAAAUACUGGCGAUAUCAAUGUCGGGAGAAUUCCCAAAAUUCAACAUUGCUCCUGUAGUUCUCUCAUACGAUCGAAGUUUACCACCAUCUCGAAACGUUUUUACCAAUAUACCAAUCGCUUUCAGAAACGAAACAGAAAAGCGUUUAGAGGAUCUCUUAUCCUCCGGGAUUAUAGAACGCGUAAAUGAACAAAUGGACAAGUCUUUUUGCUCGUCACUCCUGGUAGUACCGAAGGGUAAAAACGACAUCCGACUAGUCGUUGAUCUUCGAGGACCAAAUAAAUGUAUCGUAAGAUCGCCGUUCAGAAUGCCAACGUUGGAAGCGAUACUAUCAAAACUAAACGGGGCAUCAUGGUUUUCGACCAUAGAUUUGACUAGUGCCUUUUUCCACGUUGAGCUCCACGAAUCCUGUCGUCAUCUAACGAAUUUCUUCGCUGGUAACGGUACUUACCGUUUCAAAAGAUUGCCGUUCGGAUUAUGCAACUCACCAGAUAUCUUCCAGGAACUUUUACAAACCGUUGUCCUGGCUGACUGCCCAGGAGUCCUUAAUUACUUAGACGACAUUCUAGUGUUUGGCUCUACUAAGAAAGAACACGAUCGACACUUAGAUUCAGCCCUUUUAAGAUUGCGCGAACAUAAUGUCCGUUUAAACGACAACAAAUGUAUAUUCGGUGCAAGGUCCGUGUUGCGACGAAACCGUUCGACACCCUUGGCGAUUGAGCACCCCUGAGACGAAAGUCUCACCGGGCGAACGCCAAGAGAAGUGCAAUGAAAGACAGAGUAGACCGUCGGGAGAAGCAAUCCAACCAGCGAGGAGAACGGAGCAGAAUACAAAUCCGCAAGAGUGACGAAGAUUAGUAAGGAAGCGUAGAUAUUCAGAUUAGUGAAGGGACGAGAAAAUUUCAGAACCGUGUCAAAGGCGGUUAACGAAAAAUCAUCCCAACAUUUUCUGACAUUUUCUCUGGCAUCAGAGAAGAAGUAAGAUGGACAGCACACCGAAGUGCCAGCUGUGCAACCGACCCGAAGAAGAGCAAGCCACGAUGGAAAAAUGCUGCUUGUGUACGAAAUGGGAGCAUGCUGAGUGUGCAGGACUGUUCGUGGAGAUCAAAGAUCCAGCAUCGAGGUAUGUAUGCUCGAAGUGCAAAGUGAAGCAGGAAACCACAGCUGCUAAAUUUCGUGACGAUCGGGACACAGCCAGUUUAAAGCCUUCAGGGCGGUCCAAGAAAGGGUCAGUGGCUUCUACUAAAAGGAGCGAGAGGAUUGCGCAAGGAAGUGUACCUUCCACUCUUCUCUCAGUAAACGUGGAAGAGCAGCUUAAGCUGGUUGAAGAAGAGAAACGCUUAAGAGAACGCGAAAUAGAAGAGAAGCGAGAGCUGAAACGCCGCGAGAAUGCAGAGUUAGCCCGCCAACUAGAGGAAAAGAGAAAGCUGGCCGAGGAAGAAAGUCUUCUUCGGGAGAGAGAGCUUAAAGCCGAAGCGGAGAUGAACGCUCUCGAAACCAGCGUACGUCGUGAAUCACUCGAGAAAAAGCGCGAGCUGCUGUUGCAACAAUCUCGCGCCAGCAACAUGGGUUCACAGGAGAGCUAUAGUGAGAAGGUAGUGUGCUGGCUUAGAAAGAGUGAAGAAAUGCCUGGAGAAAAGGAAAGGGAGAAAGCUGUCUCUCGCGCCGGCUCGAUGCUAAUGAAUUUACAGCCUUUUGUAACAUCGAGUGCCAGAAAGAGAACGAACGAAAAGACCAUGGUGGAGGAACGGUUGAAAGAACAAUUGGAUCUAUCAGGGAGACAGAUAGCCGCACGUCACGUACUUGGUAAAGAAGUUUCCUACUUUAGUGGUGACCUGGAAGAUUGGCCGCUAUUUUUUAGUACCUUCGAAGAAACAUCGCAAACUUGUGGGUUUAGUAAUGCGGAAAAUUUAAUACGGCUACAAAGAUGCCUCAAAGGAAACGCGCUCGAGCUAGUGAAAGAUCAACUUACGCUGAAAGAGAAUGUGCCCGAUAUACUCGAAACGCUCAAAAUGAUAUAUGGUAAACCGAGCCUACUUAUUCGUUCGCUCCUUAACAAAAUCCGCUGCAUGUCACCGCCGAGACCGGAUAGAAUGAGAACAGUGAUAGAAUUUGGUUUAUCGGUAAAAGCUCUGACUAAUCAUAUGAGAGCAGCUAAACUAAACGCGCAUCUAAAUAACCCAACUCUAUUGGAAGAGCUCGAAGAAAAAUUACCAGGUGAUAUGAAGUUGAAUUGGGCCGCCUAUCAAGAAGAAAAGGCAAUAGAAGGGCUAGAAGGCUUUAGUGAUUAUGUCUCACAACUGGCAAAACGUGCAUGUGCAGUUACGAAUGACCUACACGAAAUAGCUAGAAUAGGAGAAAGAAGAAAAAAACAUACGGUCGCCUUAAACACACACGUAAGAAUGAAUGUAGAAGAGGAAACACCGAACGAAAGGUCAACGUCCUCAUAUCGUCCUCCUAGUGCAACACAAAGGAGACAAUGUGCAGUAUGCCAACGUGAAGGUCAUCGUGUUUACGAAUGCGAGCAGUUCAAAGCCGCCGAUGUGGAUGAACGUUGGAAAUUUGUAAAUACCAAGUCACUAUGCAGGACGUGUCUAAAUAACCAUGGUAAAUGGCCUUGUAAAUCCUGGCAAGGUUGCGGGGUGGAUGGAUGUCGCCUGAAACACCACCAGUUGCUCCAUCCAACAGUAGCAACCGAUGAAGCCGUAAGCGCAUGCGCAUCACACACAAAUGAGGUAAAUGCUAUAAGUCCAUUAUUCAGAAUACUACCCGUUACCCUGCACCAUGCACUUCACUAACAAUUUAUGCAUUCGUAGAUGAGGGCUCGUCAUACUCAUUAAUCGAUGAAACGAUAGCCCAAAAGUUGAACGUGCAUGGCAAAAAAACACCAUUGACCCUACAGUGGACAGGACAAGUGACAAGGAAAGAGCCCGGCUCAGAAAUAAUACGCCUGCAAAUAUCCGGGAGAGAUAAAAGCAUUAAGUACGGACUGGAAAACGUGAGAACAGUCAGCCAACUUAUGCUUCCAACACAAACGCUAAAAUACGACGUACUACAAGAACGAUACUCGCACUUGAAAGGGCUACCACUGCAGAACUACACACGCGCACAACCUCAACUGUUGAUCGGAUUGGACAAUAUCCGGCUUGGUGUGCCAUUGAAAAUUCGCGAAGGACGGCCACCUGAGCCAAUCGCUGCUCUAUGUCGACUAGGUUGGUCGAUCUACGGAGGAAGUGCAAAAAACAAGGCACCAGCAGCGAUAGUAAACUUUCAUGUUGCACCCCAGUCAGAUUGUAACAAAGAAGUCAACGACAUGUUGCGAGACUACUUCACGAUAGAGGAUUACUGCACGAAAGUUACAAAUGAGAAACUGGACACAGAAGAAGAAAGACGAGCGAAUCGCAUAUUAAAAGAAACAACAAAACGCGUCGAGCAAGGUAAUCGCUUCGAAACAGGGCUGCUUUGGAAUUCUGACUCUCCAAAUUUCCCUGAUAGCUACCCUAUGGCAGUUAAACGAAUGCAAGCACUAGAAAGAAAGUUCGCACAAAUGCCGGCACUUGAAGAAAAGGUACGGCAAACUAUAUCGGAAUAUGAAGCAAAGGGAUACGCACACAAAGCUAGCCUAGAAGAACUUUCAUCUCAGGCAGUUGAAAAAAUAUGGUAUCUGCCAUUGGGGGUGGUACAAAAUCCAAAGAAGCUAGGCAAGAUAAGGUUGAUCUGGGAUGCAGCAGCAAAAGUUGAAGGAGUAUCAUUCAAUCUAAGAAUGCUGAAAGGGCCGGAUCUUCUGGCCCCGCUGCCACAGAUCUUAUGUCAGUUUCGACAAUUUCCAGUAGCAGUGUCGGGGGAUAUAAUGGAGAUGUUCCAUCAAAUCCGAAUUCGUCACCCUGAUCGCCAAUCACAGCGCUUCGUAUAUCGCAAGAGCCCUUCAAAUCCGAUACAAAUAUAUGUAAUGGACGUGGCGACGUUCGGUUCUACGUGCUCUCCCGCCGCAGCCCAGUACGUGAAAAAUCUAAAUGCACAAGAAUACUCAACAGAAUUUCCACGGGCUGCUAACGCAAUCAUAAAAAACCACUACGUAGACGACUAUUUGCAGAGCUUCAAGACAGUAGACGAAGCAAUACAAAUCGUGAAUGAAGUUAGUCUCGUACACUCUAAGGGCGGUUUCACACUUCGUCGAUUCAUGUCCAACUCGACAGAAGUACUAAAAAGCGUCGGAGACUCAGUGGAAGAAACGUCAAAGGAUCUUAUGCUAGAACGAGGAGAAAACACGGGGUCAGUCUUAGGAAUGAAAUGGAAGACAGGCGAAGAUGUCUUCACAUUCUCCUUCUCCUCCAACGAAAGUGUCCAGCAUAUUCUCCGCGAAGACCAUAUUCCCUCAAAAAGAGAAGUGUUGAAAGUCGUAAUGAGCCUAUUUGAUCCUAUGGGACUUAUAUCCUUCUUCCUGGUCCAUGGGAAAACCCUCAUUCAGGAAGUAUGGAUAAGAGGCAUCGAUUGGGAUGAUCAAAUACCGGUCGAUAUAUAUAAACGAUGGCGAGAGUGGACAAAUCUACUUCCACAACUAGAUAAACUACGCAUACCAAGAUGCUAUUUUCAAUCCCCUUACCCUAGAAAUAUCGAUGACAUACAGCUGCAUGUCUUCGUAGAUGCAAGCGAAACCGCGUACUGCGCUGUGGCGUAUUUUCGAAUAGAGACAGAAGGAUCGAUCCAACUUGGACUAAUAGGUGGUAAAACUAAAGUGGCCCCCCUUAAGACGAUAUCCAUUCCAAGACUAGAACUAAAAGCAGCCGUUCUAGGAUGUCGAAUGCUGUCCAGUAUUAAAGAGCAGCACUCCUUUCCCAUAAAACGACAUUUCCUAUGGAGUGAUGCAAAUGUUUGCUUGGCAUGGAUAAAGUCAGCUAACCCUCGACGUUAUCAACAGUUCGUCUCCGUGCGAGUGGGGGAAAUACUGACCACUACAGAUCCACAAGACUGGAGGUGGGUGCCGUCAAAACAAAACGUAGCAGACUUGGCCACCAAGUGGAACACCGGCCCCGAACUAGUGAUGGAAAAUCCUUGGCUUACCGGUCCUCGAUUCCUGCACGAAAAAGAGGACCGAUGGCCUCUGAAACAAUCCAUGCCUGACACCAACGAGGAGGUGAGAGUAACGCACUUAUACAUCCACUCGGGAGUACCACCAAUCGACUUGUCCCGAUUCAGCCUCUGGAGAAAACUCCUUCGUUCUGCAGCAUUCAUCAUUCGGUACAAAAACAAUCUACGGAGCAAGGUUAAUGGGAAACCAUUGCAACUCGGGGUUCUUAAACACCAAGAACUACGGAUUGCGGAACUGGCAUUAUGGAAAAUUGCGCAAAACGAAGCAUUCCCCGAUGAAGUUGCAGAGCUGACUAAAACAAUGGGAGACCCUGAAGGACGACAUACAACUGUUUCCAAAUCCAGUCCCAUCUACAAGAAGUGGCCUUUCAUGGACGGCGAUGAAAUAAUAAGGACGAGAGGACGAAUCGGUGCAUCCAUAUACUCCAGCUACGAUGCUAAAUACCCAGUUAUACUUCCAAAGACUAAUCAUGUAACAUUUCUUAUUGUAGGUUGGUACCACAUCCAGUAUCGACACGCAAACAGAGAGACAGUGGUAAAUGAAAUUCGUCAACGCUUCGACAUUCCCAACCUGAGAGCACUAGUGAAGAAGGUGACUGAUGUAUGCUCAUACUGUAGAGUGAUGAGGAGAUAUCCCAAGCUACCACCAAUGGCUCCUCUGCCUAAGACACGUCUCGCAGCAUUUACAAGACCAUUCAGUUACACAGGUUUAGACUAUUUCGGUCCGGUACUGGUACGAGUAGGACGAGCAAACGCGAAACGGUGGGUAGCACUUUUUACGUGCCUAACAGUUAGGGCGGUCCAUCUAGAAGUAGUCCAUUCUUUGAGCACGGAAUCUUGCAUUAUGGCAGUGAAACGAUUUAUGGCCAGAAGAGGUACACCAUUAGAAUUCUGGUCAGACAAUGCAACAUGUUUUCAAGGAGUUAGUAACGAGCUUAGAAUGGAGCUCGACGAAACCCUUGCGUUGACAUUUACGAGUCCACAUACUAGUUGGAACUUUAUACCUCCAGCAACGCCACACAUGGGUGGCGCAUGGGAAAGACUGGUGCGAUCAGUGAAAACGGCGAUUAGUAGCAUAAUAGACGCGCCUAGAAAACCUGACGAUGAGACGUUAGAAACCAUACUGCUACAAGCAGAGAUGAUUAUAAAUUCUAGACCAUUAACAUACAUUCCAAUAGAAUCGGCGGAUCAAGAGUCUUUGACGCCUAAUCAUUUUCUACUAGGUACCUCAGAUGGAUCAAAACCAAUACUAUCGCCAGAAGUAGACAAGAAAACAACCCUCAGGAGUAGUUGGAAACUAUCGCAGUACAUUACGGAUCAAUUUUGGCAGAGAUGGAUCAAAGAAUAUCUUCCUGUUAUUACAAGAAGAAGCAAAUGGUUCGACGAGGUUAGGGAACUAAAACCGGGGGAUCUCGUGUUGAUAGUAGGUGGCACAACUAGAGGACAGUGGACUCGGGGAAGGAUAGAGAAGGUAAUACCAGGGAAAGAUGGGCGAGUGAGAGAGGCAUUAGUUCGUACGUCGAACGGAGUACAACGACGAUCAGCGACCAGACUCGCUGUUUUGGACGUCUUGGAGAACGGUGAACCCAGCCCUACAAAACCUUCCUCAAGUAGAUAGGGAGAGUUCACGGGUGGGGGUAUGUUGCGACGAAACCGUUCGACACCCUUGGCGAUUGAGCACCCCUGAGACGAAAGUCUCACCGGGCGAACGCCAAGAGAAGUGCAAUGAAAGACAGAGUAGACCGUCGGGAGAAGCAAUCCAACCAGCGAGGAGAACGGAGCAGAAUACAAAUCCGCAAGAGUGACGAAGAUUAGUAAGGAAGCGUAGAUAUUCAGAUUAGUGAAGGGACGAGAAAAGUGAGUGAAAAAGUAAUUUGAAAUGUGAUCGUGUAUGUCAUAAAAUAUUUUAAAUAUAGUUUCAGAACCGUGUCAAAGGCGGUUAACGAAAAAUCAUCCCAACAGUCCGUUAAAUUUCUGGGAUUCAACUUAUCUGGUGACGGAUGGAGAGUUGAGGACGACAAGAGAAAAGCCAUUGAGAACUUUCGUAGACCGGAAUGCUUAUCCGAAGUCAAAAGUUUCUUAGGGCUAAUGAAUUUUGCAGAACGUUUCAUCCCUAAAAGAGCCGAAAAAACAGAGAGACUAAGAACUCUUGCCAGAUCAGAGACUUUUUACUGGACGAGGGAAGAAGAAAAUGAAUUUCAAUUUCUGACUAGGGAAGCUCUUAACGCAAUUAAUAGACUCGGAUAUUUUGAUGAAAAGGAUACCACAGAACUUUAUGUUGACGCGUCCCCAACAGGACUCGGCGCAGUACUUGUACAAUUUAACGACGCAAAAACACCACGUAUAAUAGCUUGCGCUUCCAAAUCACUCACAUCAUCAGAAAAACGAUACCCUCAUACGCAGAAAGAAGCUUUGGCAAUAGUAUGGAGUGUAGAAAGGUUUACCUAUUACUUGAUAAACAAAUUCUUCACAAUUAGAACAGACUCUGAGGCUAAUGAGUUUAUAUUCGGCAGCUGCCAACGUACGGGUAAAAGAGCGAUUACAAGGGCAGAAGCAUGGGCUCUUCGUCUUCUUCCAUAUCAAUUUAAUGUAGCUAGAAUACCCGGAGAUUUGAACGUUGCCGACACACUUUCACGAUUGAUCGGUAAGUCUCAAACAGACGACGCGUUCGAUGAAGAUAACGAAAAACAUUUGCUAUAUGCACUGGACGCUGGCGAUAUGAAUAUCUCAUGGACAGAUAUACAAACAUCAUCCGAAUCAGACGAAGAACUGCUAGCUGUUAGAACGGCAAUUCAAAACGGGAAGUGGAUAAAAUCCCUCCGGCGAUAUGAGGCAGAAAGCAAAAACCUCGAAACAUUAGGACCUAUCGUUUUCAAGGGCGACCUUAUAGUACUACCUACAAAUCUUCGUGCUAGAGCACUAGAAGCGGCCCAUCGAGGUCACGUCGGUUGUGGGGCUACAAAGAAGAUACUGCGAGAAUUCUUUUGGUGGCCGAAUAUGUCGAGGGAAGCAGCGGAUUACGUGAGUAAUUGCGAGACCUGUAUCGUAGUCUCGAAAAGGAACCCACCUAUACCCUUAUCAUGUAGAGAAUUACCUAACGGACCGUGGGAGAUUUUACAAAUCGAUUUCCUAUCCCUACAGGGUUUUGGAUCGGGGGAGUUUCUGCUGAUCGUAGAUACGUAUUCUUGUUAUUUGCACGUGUCAGAAAUGAGACUGACAAAUGCUAAGAGUACCAACGCAGCCCUAUCUAAAGUCUUUUCAAUAUGGGGGUUGCCUUUAAUUGUCCAAAGCGAUAAUGGGCCUCCUUUUCAGAGUUCGGAAUUUAUUCAAUAUUGGGAAGCUAAAGGGGUUAGGGUUAGAAAAUCAAUACCCCUAAGCGCACAGUCGAACGGAGCGGUAGAACGACAGAACCAAGGUGUCAUUAAGGCGGUAGCAGCAGCAAAAGCAGAAGGAAGGAACUGGAGAAUAGCAUUGGACGAGUACGUCCAUACUCAUAACACACGAAAACAUCACUCACGUUUGGGAAUAACACCCUUUGAACUGCUAGUGGGAUGGCGGUAUCGAGGCACCUUUCCUUGCUUGUGGAGGUCCAAGUACGAACCGGAUAGAGACGAGGUACGGGAAAAUGACAACUUAUCAAAACUAAUAAGUAAACAGUACGCAGACAAACAUCGAGGAGCAAAAGAAAAUGACAUCGCAACCGGCGACAUAGUUUUAACAGUUACUUCUCAAAGAACAAAAACCGAUCCUACCUUUUCCAACGAAAGGUACACGGUAUUAACGAGAGAAGGCGCCAAGGUUGUUAUCGUAGACGGGUCCGGGAAUAAGCUAACUAGAAAUGUCCGAGAUGUCAAGCGCGUUCCAAAUAUUAGUGAUAACUCUUCAGUCGAGGAUCAGGGAUUAACAGAGGAAGAUUGUUUUACAACGCUACCAAUGUCUGUUUCACAACAAGUUACCGAGAAUAGAAACAAUGUAGAAGCUAGACCAAAGAUAGACAUUCGCAUACCGGAAAGAUUCAAAAAUACACUAAUGUAUCAUAUUUGUUGAUUAAGAGUAGAGGUGACGUAGGAUGUAGGGAUUGAGAUAGGACAGGGAAAUAAUAAUAAUAAAAAAUUAAAAAAGGAAGCAGGCGAUGAACUAAUAUAUCAGUUGAAUGAGAAGGAGUAAUACAGAUAGGAACGGUUAAUAAUAAUAUUCUAAACAAAAAUUGAAUUACCCUUGCAAGAAAAUAUUUAGUCAAGCAAUUUGCUUGAAAGGGUGAAAGAGCGUCAAGCGCAAGACAGGCCGGGCGAAACUGGAAAGUAAAGGAAGUUGGGGAAGACGGACGUUAGUCUUGUGGUUGAUCAAUUAAAGUAAGGUUGUGGAGAGGUUUAAAGCGAUGAAAUAAAGAAAAAAAGUUUGAUAAAAGUAAAAAAAUAGAUAAAAGUGAAGAAAAAUGUCCAUCGAUCACGACAAUAUGGUUCGGCUUGUUUCGUCGGAAGAUGAAACGGUAUAAAGCCUUCAGGAACCCUGAUGUACUUAGGUCACCCACAAGCUCCAAAUGCACUGCUUUGGUGCUCAUGCAUACAAAAAUGCAUAGGUACGCCUUUUGAGGAGCUGCUUUGCGAUGAACAGGCUUCAGCAUUAUCGGCCCACAGUAAUCCACACCGGUACAGACAAAUGCUUCGUUUGCAGUGACUCGAGAAAGCGGUAGCUGUCCCAUCGGUUGCUGAAUUAGAACAGGAUUGGCUCGGUUGCAGCGAUAACAUGCUCGGAUGGUAGAUCGAACCGCUCUCCUGCCAUUCAAUGGCCAAAACUCCUCGCGAAUGGCUGAAAGUGUUGAUGUAAUGCCACCAUGCUACAAUGGGCAGUUUAGAACAAAUUGCGGGAUAAAAUUAUUUUUGCAGAAAUUGUUAGUUUUUAUCGUUUGUAGUAAAGUAUUAUGAAAGUAAAUAACAUUUUAUUUGUAGUUCGCAUCCAUACCACCAGGUGGCGCUACAUAAAAUAGUGUUUUAAGGGAUCUUUGCUUAGUUUUAUCAAUUGUGUGUGUUUUUUUCUUGUAUUAUUUGUUGCUAAUAGUAUAAAUCAUUUUAAAAUAUACUGUAAUGUUCGAUAAUGAAGAUUAAAUAAAUAAUAAUAAUAAUGAAAUAUAAACAAAACAUUAUAAUUUUGAAUAAGAUAAUUUUUUCUGCUUUGUAUAGGACAAUUGUAGCUAAUUCUCGUCACUUUUACUCACAGGUAGUACAAAUAUUAAAAAAUUUACAUACACAACUUAGGUGGAUACUAUUACAAGCUCCUGACGUCUAGUUCACAUUUCUAAAGACAUGAAUAAAGGCAUUUAAAUAUUUAGAUAGAGCAGGUACAUUGAAAUAAAGUAGUUCCCAAAUUCGUAAUGAAAAGCAGC